UUCAUAGUGGUCCUUUAUUGUAGGGUCCUCUGCGUCGGUUCAGGAUUACAAAACCGGUUCUAACCUAGUUUUGAGUAGACUGUCGGAGUUGUGUUGUUUGUGAUCACACUCUAUUGUCUUGACGUUGUAAACUUUGUUUAACACACUUCUGGUCGCUAGUCUUCCUAGUCUAUUUGGUAUAGUUAAGUUGGAUAGAAGUAGCGCAUUCGCUCUGGCAAUGAGUCACGCACAUCACCUUUUGAAAUUGCUACUCCUUCUCCUGGCAGUCUUGGCUGGAUCACAACCACAUGGAGCAGUUGCCGCAAAGUUUGAAGUUAAAGAUGUAACCAAUAAAACCUGCACAAUAGUUGAAUUACUGAUGAACUUCUCAAUCAAGUAUGAAACAGUUGAAGAAAAAGAGAAACUGAUUUUUUUUCCCAUUCCGGAAGAUGCUGUAGUGAGUGGUAAUAGCACCUGCGGAAAAGGAAGCAGUGAAUCAUCACUUCUGGUUGUCACUUUUGGAACUGGGCAUUCUGUAUCCUUCAGUUUUUCUAGGAAUUCGUCCGUAUAUUAUGCAGAAAAACUGGGAGUUGCUUACAACCUUGGGGAUAAGCAUAUUUUCCCUGAUGCAAGACGUAAUGAUGUAAGUUUUUCAUCAGAAAGCACUGGAAUUAAUGCACAAGUAAACACAACAUACGUAUGUAUGACCGCUCAGGAGAUCCAAAUGGCUAAUGCUACUGUUGUGAUCAGUGCAGCCAGAAUUGAAGCUUAUGUUCCCGGCAGUGAUUACAGUAAAGAAGAAACUGUGUGCGAGGCAGACAAGACCACCUCUACCACCACUGUACCUACAACUGUGACUCCAACACAGCCCCCCACCCCUAAAGAUCCAGUGUCUAUUAAAUAUAAUGUUACUAGUUCAAAUGGGACCUGCUUACUUGCACAGAUGGGCCUGCAACUUAAUCUUACUUACAUCACAAAAUACAAUAAGACUGGAGUAGAAAUCAUUAACAUAGACUCCAAUGCCACUGCAUCAGGGUUUUGUGAAAGUACUUCAGUAGGUCUUUCUCUGAAAAGUGAGCGAACUUCUUUGUGGCUGUUUUUCUCCAUGGACACAGCUGCCCAAAGAGGAAGUGUCCUUCACAAAGUGAGACAGGUGGUAACCCUGCGUGGUGCCCUGAAUGUCACAAAUACCAGCUUGAACUACUUGCAGGCAACUCUUGGCAAAUCCUUCAAGUGCAGUUCCAAACAAAUACUUCAGGUUUCUCCAGUGUUUGCACUGGAUGUUUUUAAGGCGCAGGUUCAGGCUUUUACUGUACAGAAUGGAAAAUUUGGAGAAGCGGAAGAGUGCCUGUUGGAUCAAAACAAUAUGCUGAUCCCCAUCAUUGUUGGUGCCGCACUUGCUGGACUUGUUCUUAUUGUGCUGAUUGCAUAUCUAAUUGGCAGAAAAAGAAGUCAUGCUGGGUACCAGACAAUUUAAGCUACUUUUGAAUCCCUUAGAGCGUUUCCACUAUUAGAACUGGCCACCUGCUGAGAGAAGCAGAUGAACCACUUCCACAUUCUGAGAGCUCAAUUCCCAUUCUAACAGAGUUUUCUGCUUCUUGCUAAAAUGUAAUAAGACUUCUAUAACAUUAACUUAUGGAAUGCACUGUAUUUUUAUGUAAGUCAACAUCUACUGAAACUGAAUGGGAAUAAAACAUGGGUAAAUAUUUGCUCAAUGGAAAAACACUAAGUGGCCUGGGAAUGAUGUAUGUAAUGCCAUGGCUAGGAGUCAUUUUGCACAUACCCUUCCAUUUCCCUUAUAUGCCUCACAGCUUUUUAAUGUAAUUUGCUUGAAUUCAGACAGUGUUCAGCUUUUUCAGCAGGUGCCACUGCUUUAUCUGAAGUAAGACAUUUUGCAAAAUUGAAGAUGCUGUCUGAAGUGUUUCCAAGUUACAACUCCUCUUCACCUGGGAAUAGUUGAGGGGGAGUGACAAUAUUGAGUGCAAGACAGGUCUGCUUGUAGGUAGAUGCACUUGACUGUAAUACAGGGUAAUCAAAGCAGUAUUGAUUCUGAAUGUAAAGUCACUGGCACAUUUUCAGUCAUUGAAUAACAGUUUUAAUAGACCUGAUGAAGGGCUGACACUCGUGAGGCAGUUUUUUUUCUCACCUAGUUGUAUAUCAACUUGGUGAGCAGUUCCCUUUUUACGAGGUCUUCGGGGAUUUUUGGAGUUUUUCGCUGCUUUUUACCCCACUGUCUUGUUUUUAAUUUUUUGGGACAUUUGCACACCAUUGAGUAUUUGUUCUAAUGUAUAUGCUUUAAAUAUAACAGUGCUAAUAAAAUUUUCUUUAUGGGA
Protopterus annectens (West African lungfish) is the source of this 2312-nucleotide messenger RNA. RefSeq names its product lysosomal associated membrane protein 1 (gene LAMP1). Bases 218 to 1456 code for a protein of 412 amino acids. The record is from RefSeq and is a predicted model, not a curated record. Gene Ontology annotation, cellular component: membrane. The transcript has 9 exons. NCBI's taxonomy places the organism in Eukaryota, Metazoa, Chordata, Ceratodontiformes, Protopteridae.